This is a messenger RNA of Daphnia carinata, 2835 nucleotides long. Its product is annotated as V-type proton ATPase 116 kDa subunit a 1-like. The transcript is spliced from 17 exons. The coding region runs from base 51 to 2747 and encodes 898 amino acids. Gene Ontology annotation, biological process: vacuolar acidification; proton transmembrane transport. Gene Ontology annotation, cellular component: vacuolar proton-transporting V-type ATPase complex; plasma membrane; vacuolar proton-transporting V-type ATPase, V0 domain. Gene Ontology annotation, molecular function: ATPase binding; proton-transporting ATPase activity, rotational mechanism. NCBI's taxonomy places the organism in Eukaryota, Metazoa, Arthropoda, Branchiopoda, Diplostraca, Daphniidae. The record is from RefSeq and is a predicted model, not a curated record.
AAAAAACGUGAAUUGAGAGAAACAAUUGAAAGAAAAAAAAGACGACGAAAAUGUCGAUUUUCAGGAGCGAGAAGAUGAGCUUGUACCAGCUCUUUUUGCAGAACGAAUCUGCAUAUCGUUGCAUGUCCGAACUUGGAGAACUGGGUUGCGUCGAGUUCCGUGAUUUAAACUCGGAAGCCACGGCGUUCCAGCGAACUUUCUCCGCCGAAGUGGCGCGAUGCAACGAGAUGGAACGCAAAUUGCGCUACUUGGAAGGGCAAAUUGUUAAGGAAGAUAUCAAGAUUGAAGAGCUCCUGGACAUGCCGGCAGCUCCAUUGCCAAAGGAGAUGGUCGAUCUGGAGGCAGCGUUGGAUAAGAUGGAGUCCGAAUUACGUGAGAUCAACGUCAAUGCAGAGGCAUUGAACAAGAAUUUCGGAUCACUUACAGAAAUGAAACUUACUCUCCAAAACGCCGAAUACUAUCUCGCCGAUAGGGAUGGCAUUUUCGGUGUCAAUGAAACGAUAAAUGCAGCUACAGCCGCCGAGGAAGGAAUGACCCAACUAAACAUGCAACGCUUUAGAUUUGUCACGGGCGUGGUCGGUACGGAGAAAGCCCAAGGCUUUGAACGCAUGUUAUGGCGAGCAGGUCGUGGAAAUAUCUAUCUAAGAAUUUCGCCAUUGGCCGAGCCUCUCAAGGACCCAGUUACGGGCAACGACGUGCAAAAGUCCGUUUUCGUCGCCUUUUAUCAAGGCGACCAGCUCAAAGGCCGAGUUAAAAAGAUAUGCGAGGGUUACCAUGCGGCACUGUAUCCAUGCCCGGAAUCGGCAGGUCUACGUCGGGAGACGAGCAUUGGCGUUUAUUCACGUCUUCAAGACUUGACCACUAUUCUUGACCAAACCAAAGAGCAUCGCCAUCGAGUACUCGUAGCUGCCGCUAAGCAUUUACGUACGUGGGUUGUCAAAGUCCGCAAGAUCAAGGGUAUUUUCCAUACGCUGAAUAUGCUCAGUGUCGAUGUCACAUCUAAGGCUCUAGUGGCCGAAUGCUGGAUUCCCGACGCCGACGUCGACAAAGUCCGUUUGGCUCUCAAACAAGGAAGCGUAGCUAGUGAUUCAGCGUUUCUACCUAUUUUGAACGAAUUGCCGACCAACGCGAGACCGCCCACAUAUUUCCGCACGAACAAGUUCACUCACGGUUUUCAAGCUCUAGUCAACGCCUAUGGUAUGGCCAACUACCGCGAAGUCAAUCCUGGUCUCUACACUAUUAUCACGUUCCCCUUCCUCUUCGCCGUCAUGUUUGGUGAUGCCGGACACGCGCUAAUUGUCACCAUGUUUGCCUCUUGGAUGUGUUUGAACGAAGAGAAACUUUCCAAAGUCAAAGGAGAGGUAUUUGGCAUCAUCUUUGGCGGCCGUUACAUCAUUCUGCUAAUGGGCUUCUUCUCUAUAUACACUGGUUUUAUUUACAACGACGUAUUUGCCAAAGCGUUCAACAUAUUUGGUUCGUCGUGGGUCGUUAAUUAUCAUAGUGAAGGACUACCUGGAGAAGAGUAUCUUAUCGGUGAAGGCAGCAUGGAAAGUGCCAUGCUCGUUCCCGAUCGUAAUUUCGAUGCCUGUCCCAAUCGAACAUCGACGAAGGGCAACGAUUUUGAUAACGAGACAGACUUCCAAACGUGCGGGCAUUAUCGACAAUAUCCUUAUCCGUUCGGAGUUGAUCCGGUGUGGGUUAUCGCCGAGAACAAGAUCGUUUUCCUCAACUCGUACAAGAUGAAACUGUCCAUUAUCUUGGGCGUGUUUCACAUGAGUUUCGGUGUCUUCUUGAAUCUUUGGAACUUUACGUACUUCAAACGCCGUGUUUCCAUCCUGCUGGAAUUUUUGCCUAGGAUCCUCUUUUUCUGGCCCCUGUUUGGUUACAUGAUGUCGCUCAUGUUUCUUAAAUGGAUCAAGUACGGAGCGAACAAAGAAGAACGAGAAUUGAAAUCAGAUUGUGCGCCGUCAAUUCUAAUCACAUUCAUCAACAUGAUGCUUUUGAGUUACAGCGAAGAAAAGACCAGGCCUCCAAACGAAGAGUGUAAAACAGUCUUCAUGUUUGGCGAUGAUGAGGGCGUUACCCAGAAAACGCUUCAAAUAGCCUUCGUGCUUAUCGCUGUCCUGUCUGUUCCAGUUUUGCUUUUUGGAACGCCGAUCCAAUUUAAAAUGAAAAUGAACCGUAUGAACAAAGCCAAGAACAAUUAUAGCCACAGCGGAAGUAGUGGACAUAGUGACUCAGCAGAUCGUGAACCAAUUGUUAAUUCUACUCUGCACGUCGAAUCUGGUGGUAAACACGACGUACACGAUGGUCAUAAUGGAGAUUACGAUCAGAAUCAAGGUAGUAACGAUGACGAACACAACACCUUUGGAGAUGUCAUGAUUUAUCAGGCUAUUCAUACCAUAGAAUAUGUCCUGGAAUGUAUUUCACAUACGGCAUCUUAUCUCCGUCUUUGGGCCCUCAGUCUUGCCCAUUCCCAGUUGUCGGAAGUUCUUUGGUUCAUGGUCCUGAGAAUCGGUUUUAAGGCGCUACCGGGUUACUUGGGCAGCAUCAGCAUUUUUUUGACAUUUGCUUUCUGGGCCGGUGCCACCGUGUCGAUUCUUAUCGCCAUGGAGGGCAUGUCUGCUUUUCUUCACACUUUGCGUCUUCAUUGGGUGGAGUUCCAGAGCAAAUUCUACAAGGGAGAGGGUGUCAAAUUUCACGCGUUCCAUUUCAAACGGGUUACUGACGAUGCUAAAGAUGACUAAUCCAAUUAGUUAACCAGGCCAACCUACGUAAGCAAUAGAACAGAAUUGUAGAAAUACACAAAGCUGUAAAUCAGCUCACAAGAAGAAA